CUCACAUCAGCAGCUGGGCUCGCUCCACUCCCCAUCUCUCUAAGCCGAGCCUACUCCCUCCUCGCCAGUCUAACCAAUGAGUUUCGGCGGAGAAAAACCCCAAGCAGUGUGUUCUGGGGGAGGAUUAAAACAUGUGUGUUUAAGAGUAAAGACCAACGACAGUUGAUCUGAUCUAGGCUCCUGAAAGCACCACCUUCAUGUCCUGUCUCUCGUCAGUGCUGAGUCAAAAGAGCCUGUCUCCUGUGAGUGUGCCAAGUCUUUACUGAGAUCCCUCGACCCACCACUACAUUUUACCUUCCCACGGAGUCACCACAUCGUACUGCUUCGCUGGUUGGCAGCUCCUUUUGCCCUGAGCCAGGAUGAAUGAUGUUCUGGAGGCCACCUCCCCUGCGACCAGCCUCAGCGGUCCAGCUACCUGCGUCUGCAAAGUAGAGCUGCGUGUGUCUUGCAAAGCCCUGCUCGACCGAGACACCCUGAAUAAGUCAGACCCAUGUGUCAUAAUCAUGGUCCAGAUCAACGGACAGUGGACCGAGCUGGACAGGACAGAAGUGAUCAAGAGCAACUUGCACCCGGUCUUUGCCAAGGUGUUCUCACUGGACUACUACUUUGAGGAGGUUCAGAAGCUGCGAUUUGAAGUCUACGACAUCCACGGCACUCACAGCAUCGGCACCCGGGAUGAUGACUUUCUGGGUGGGGUGGAGUGCACUCUUGGCCAGAUCGUGGCCCAAAAGAAGAUGUUGAAGCCUUUGUUGCUGAAGUAUGGGAAAUAUGCCGGCAAAUCCACCAUCACGGUGCACGCUGAGGAAAUUUCUGGCAACAACGGGUAUGUGGAGCUUUCCUUCUGUGCCAAGAAGCUUGAUGAUAAGGAUCUCUUCAGUAAGUCAGACCCAUUUUUGGAAAUAUACCGAAUCAAUGACGAUGAAAGUGAACAACUUGUGCACAGAACUGAGGUGAUUAAAAACAACCUGAAUCCUGUGUGGGAGCCCUUUAAAGUGUCGCUCAUAUCCCUGUGCAGCUGUCAGGAGGACCGGAAGCUCAAGUGCCUAGUUUGGGAUUAUGACUCCAGGGGGAAACACGACUUCAUUGGCGAGUUCUACGCCACUUUCAGGGAUAUGCAGAAAAUUGCCAGUGGAAAUAAGGUGACGUGGGAUUGUGUGAAUCCCAAGUACAAACAGAAGAAAAGGAACUAUAAAAAUUCAGGAGUUGUCAUCCUCACUGACCUUAAGCUACACAGAGUGUACUCCUUCUUAGAUUACAUCAUGGGAGGAUGCCAGAUUCACUUUACGGUUGCCAUUGACUUCACAGCCUCCAAUGGAGACCCAAGGAACAGCUGCUCUUUGCACUACAUCAACCCUUACCAGCCCAAUGAGUACCUGAAGGCUCUGAUAGCAGUGGGGGAGAUCUGCCAAGACUAUGAUAGUGACAAAAGAUUUUCAGCUUUGGGCUUUGGUGCCAGAAUCCCUCCAAAUUAUGAAGUGUCUCAUGACUUUGCUAUCAAUUUCAACCCAGAAGACGAUGAAUGUGAAGAGAUCCAAGGAGUGGUUGAGGCGUACCAGAACUGCCUUCCUAAGAUCCAAUUGUAUGGCCCAACCAAUGUUUCGCCCAUCAUUAACAGGAUAGCCAAGUUGGCAGCAGGCGACGGCAUCAUUAAAGAUGCUUCUCGAUACCACAUCCUGCUCAUCCUCACAGAUGGUGUAGUGACAGACAUGGCAGAUACGCGCGAAGCUAUUGUACGAGCGUCCUACCAGCCUCUCUCCAUAAUCAUUGUUGGUGUGGGCAAUGCAGACUUCACAGACAUGGAGAUUUUGGAUGGAGACGACGGAGUCCUACGCUCACCAAAGGGCGAGCCAGUCCUCAGGGACAUUGUGCAGUUCGUGCCCUUCAGAGACUUCAAAACGGCUUCACCUGCAGCACUGGCCAAAUGUGUUCUGGCGGAGGUGCCCAAGCAAGUAGUAGAGUACUACAGCCAUAAGGCCAUCUGCCCUAUGAGUCCUUUGAGGGACUUACUGACCCCCAUCCUCAGCCCUGUCGCCACCACCCCAACAGAAUAACCACCCACCUGCUCUUGGGACCAAGCUUUGACCACAGCACCAGUUCAGCAGACUAAGAGAAAGAAAGGAUGCAUGUCUCACAAUUUUGGACUGAAUGACUGAAGAGAAAAUCAGAUUA
Messenger RNA from Etheostoma cragini (Arkansas darter), 2169 nucleotides. RefSeq names its product copine VII (gene cpne7). Gene Ontology annotation, biological process: cellular response to calcium ion. Bases 360 to 2051 code for a protein of 563 amino acids. Gene Ontology annotation, molecular function: calcium-dependent phospholipid binding. NCBI's taxonomy places the organism in Eukaryota, Metazoa, Chordata, Actinopteri, Perciformes, Percidae. The transcript has 17 exons. Gene Ontology annotation, cellular component: plasma membrane. The record is from RefSeq and is a predicted model, not a curated record.